AACAAAGCAACGUUAGCUUUGCUAAUAAGAAAACGGGUAAAACGUACGAAAAGCAAAACAAAGAUAAAAAAAAUACAAAAACAAAGCAAGGAAAAUCGGUUAAAUAAACCUUUUUCAGAGAAGAAAAAAAAAAGCGGGCGAGAUUUUUUUCUAUACAAACGUUACUCUUGCGCUUUAAAAUACUGUGUUGUAAUUUUAAUAAACCCUAAAAAGAGAGUGAGAGAGAGAGAGAGCAAAUAUACAAGUUUACUGAGUGACCUUAUGAACCUAUGCGGGAGUAUGAGAGUAUUUUUGCUUUAAGUGUGUGUGGGUUAACUUGAUUUCACUUCCAAUCUAACCAAUCUAGCAGAGAAAUCGCAACAAUUGGAAUUUACGGAUUGGCAAAAUUUUGGGUGGGUUCUUUGCUGCACACACACACACACACACGCACGCUCUCACUCACUAUUGCUUGAGCUCACCCACUUAGUAUUGCACAUGCCCGCCCCUCUCUUUGCUCUUUUUGCAUUGAUGAUGGUGGCCAUUAAAGCCCAUCACACUCUCUGCCGCUCAUACAAAGGCUCAGAUUCUUAACGGUUAUAGGAAUCUGGAAGCAUUGCAACAACCGCGACGCCAGCAGAGCCACCACAAAGUACAACAGCUACAACAAAAAAAAAAGAAAUCCUCUAAAAGCACAACCAAAAAAAAAAGUACACAACAAAAAAUCGAGGCUGUAUAGUCAGUCAAGUCAAGUGUUUCAGUCUCAGUCGAAAAAUCAGAUUUCAUUCGGAGUUCACAUUGUGUGUGGUGUUGGGACAGUGUUGCAGCAGCUUUCAACUCGUAGCAAUACUGCCAAGCAAGCAGAUGGUGGCCACUAGAAGAACAGUGAUUAAUUUUACAGUUAGUCCAUAACAAGAUGCCAAAGCAACAAUAACCUCAGCUGCAAAAACGGCUCUCUGCUCUCAACUGACAAACAAAAGAAGAAGCAAAAAAAAAAAAAAAAAAAAUCACACACAAAAGUAAAACCAAACCAAACCAAAUUCAAAAGAAAAUCAAAAUCAAAUAGAAAUUCAAAAAUACCGACGCAAGUGCAAAUAAUCAGAGAAUUCUUAAGAAAAAAAUUCACAAGGAAAACAAAAAUUGAAAACAAAGUGAUGAAUUUUAUUACAAAACUCAAAAGUUUAUAAACCAAAAAAAAAAAAAAAACUUGAAAAAAUUUAAAAAAAAAAAGAUUUUUUUUGAAGAAUUUUGUAGCUUUUAAUUCUCCCUCUUCCCCCCAAAAUGGAUAUUAAACCCAUAAUUUUAACCUCAGCGGCAUUACCCACGGCAACAAAUACUCUUUCAACAGCUUCCACAACAGCGCUUACCUCCUCCUCAACAAACACCUCCGCCACAGUUUCCUCCUUUGCCACUACUUCCCCUAGCACGGCAGUGGCUACCUCACAUUUACCCCUGGACUAUAGUUUGGGAAAUUUUAAACCUGCCAUUGCUGCAGAUUUUCCGGGACCCUUUGUGAGCACCACUGGGGCGGCGGUAGUGUCACCAGCCAUAACCACCACAGCAUCAAUAUCAGCGUCUUCAUCUUCCUUGCAGUUAAGGGAUCUUAGCGUUUUAACCACAAUGGCUGCCACAAUACCCUCAUCUACACAUCUAUUGCAACAUAGAGUGCAUCAACAGCAGCAGCAUCAUCAUCAUCAUCACCAGCAGCAACAACAUCAUCUACAGCAACAAAGUCCUUCAUUGGCAACGGAAGCCCAAUCGUCAACCACAACACCCUCGCAGCAUCCUACUCAUCAGCAACAGGAUUAUCAACCUGUAUCGGCAUUUAAAGCGGUACUACCCAAAAAGAAAACUACCGACGAUGAACUUGCCUUCAGCAUAAAUCGUCUCGUCAAGACUGAACACCUACAGGUCCACAAUGCUGCGGUGGCAGCAGCAGCCGCCGCAGCAGUUGCAGCAAAUUCCAAUAAACUUAUCAAAGAGGAGACCAACAAUAACAGCCUAACCAUGUUAAGUAAAAAUCACAUACUACAAUGGAAAUUGGAAAAUGCCAGCAAUAAUAAUAAUGGUGUUACCCUGCAUCAUCAUCCCUUGGCAAGUUUAGAGGCGGAACGUCUGUAUGAACGUGCCUCCCGCUCAAGAUCACGUAGUCUCUCCCGUUCGUCAUCGUCACAAAUCGAUUUGGACGAUGACAGCACAUGUCGACGUUCUCUUCACUCCCGCUCCAGAUCACGUUCCAGCUCAGUAGAACUGGAAGUUGAUUCACCACCUGCAUCGCCGCUGCCACCACGACAUCCAGCUUCCAGACCCUCAAGUGCCCAUAAUACCCAUGAAAUGAUAAGCAGCAAUGGCAGCAGUAGUCGUACUAGUCCCAAAAAGUCUGAAAUGUUUUCGGUAUCUGCUUUGUUGCGCAAAGACGAUAGUAGUCAUAAAAGUUCCACGCUACAUUCCCAUCCGGCGGGUUGUGAUCCCUUUGAGGCAUUUCGUCAGGCCUAUCCGGCGGGACAAUAUGAACAGGCCAUGUUUCAGAGGCCAUUUCUAUCGCCUGCCUUUCCCUUUUUUGCCGCCUUUGCCUUUCAUCAGGGUCAACAGCAGCAAUCUGGUUUAAGUUCAAGUUAUCAUCCCGCCUCCCAAGAAGAUCUCUUUAGAUUGCGUAACUUAAUGGUGCCUCUGCAAACAGCCCACCAAAAUUCAGCUGGCAAUCCUGCUGGCGCUCAUGGUGCUCCCGGCGGCUCCAAUGGUCUACCGCCGAAUACUCAUUUGGGUUUGGCCGCUCAUCCUGCCCAUUUGCAUCACUUCCACCAUAUGGCCUCGAAAUGGCCCGGUUUACCGCAAUUCAGUGACCUGUACUCAUGCAUGAAAUGCGAAAAGAUGUUCUCCACCCCCCAUGGCCUGGAAGUCCAUUCGAGAAGGACACAUCAUGGCAAAAAACCCUACGCCUGUGAGCUGUGCAAUAAGACCUUUGGUCAUGAAGUUAGUUUAAGUCAACACAGGGCUGUUCAUAAUGUCGAAAAAGUCUUUGAAUGCAAACAAUGUGGCAAACGUUUUAAACGUUCCAGCACAUUGUCCACUCAUCUGCUGAUACACAGUGAUACACGACCAUUUCCAUGCAGUUAUUGCGGCAAACGUUUCCACCAAAAGAGUGAUAUGAAGAAACAUACGUACAUUCAUACAGGCGAGAAACCCCACAAGUGCCAAGUUUGCGGCAAGGCCUUCAGUCAAAGUUCCAACCUCAUCACCCACUCACGCAAACACACCGGCUAUAAACCAUUUUCCUGCAAGCUCUGCCACAAAGCUUUUCAACGCAAAGUGGAUUUGCGACGUCACAAGGAGACGCAGCAUACAAAUUUAGGACCUCUCUUAGAGCGUAAUAUGGGUAAAGUGGAAUUUUUGGCCGCAGCCUCAGCGGCGGCGGCAGCAGCUGCCGCCCAGAGUGGGCAAAAUGAAAAUGGUCUACACAACAAUGGCCCAACAGCGGCAAAUCAUGGAGGUUUAACAUCUUCACAAGCUUUGGGUGGCUCAUCGGCGCAUCCCUCACAUGCAGCCAACAGCAAUGCAGCCUUAAAUGCUCAGCUAACCGCUAUGAAUUGCCAAAAAGUGUCCUUGUUGGUAUAACAUCAUCAACAACACCAUCAUCAGCAGCAGCAGCAUAUUGAAGCAAAUCCUCAUUCUCAAUUGUUGUUGCAUGCAAAUCAAAUGCCAACAUCUAAUACGCAUUCACAUCAAACACAUCUGCAUGCUGCGAGUCAUAGCAGCAGCUCGGGUGUCUUAUCGGCAUCCGCAACUCCUCAUACUCAUAGUCAUACACAU
This is a messenger RNA of Stomoxys calcitrans (stable fly), 3786 nucleotides long. RefSeq names its product zinc finger and SCAN domain-containing protein 22 (gene sens-2). The transcript has 5 exons. The record is from RefSeq and is a predicted model, not a curated record. Lineage: Eukaryota; Metazoa; Arthropoda; Insecta; Diptera; Muscidae. The coding region runs from base 1258 to 3591 and encodes 777 amino acids.